Papaver somniferum (opium poppy) is the source of this 2122-nucleotide messenger RNA. Its product is annotated as protein DETOXIFICATION 19-like. Gene Ontology annotation, cellular component: membrane. Bases 309 to 1748 code for a protein of 479 amino acids. Gene Ontology annotation, molecular function: xenobiotic transmembrane transporter activity; antiporter activity. Lineage: Eukaryota; Viridiplantae; Streptophyta; Magnoliopsida; Ranunculales; Papaveraceae. The record is from RefSeq and is a predicted model, not a curated record. Gene Ontology annotation, biological process: xenobiotic detoxification by transmembrane export across the plasma membrane. The transcript is spliced from 7 exons.
AUUUUAUUCAUUUCAUAAAUUUGUAUAUUUACGAGGAAAUAAGAAUUCAAUCAAAUUAAAUAUGUAUUGGUUGUCAUGUGAGCACAUACUCGUCAGAAUCAAACUCCUCCUGUCUGCUCUGCAUUGAGCUUGAGUCCAAGACCAUCUUAUAUAGAAGUCCUCCAAUCUUUUCUCAUUGCCUCUUUCUCCUCUUUAUUUGGUAUUCAGACAGAAAGAGUAAAAAGGCAGGAGUGGGUUUCACUUAUUUAGUAGAAUCUGAUCAAAGAAAACAUAAGAUUGUUGAGAAACUAAUCAAGAAUCAAGGAAUCAUGUCUGCAACAACAAAAACUCCAUUGUUGGAGUAUGAAGAAGUAGACCAAGAAAAGCCAAGAGGAUGUUGGAGUAAAUUUUUGGAUGUUAAAGAAGCAAAGAGUCAAGUAUUAUUUUCAGUUCCGAUGAUAAUAACAAAUGUUUCUUAUUAUUCAAUUACUUUGAUCUCUGUUAUGUUUGCUGGUCAUCUUGGUAAAGUUGAACUUGCUGGUGCUACUCUUGCUAAUUCAUGGGCUACUGUUACUGGUCUUGCUCUCAUGACUGGUCUUAGUGGGGCACUGGAGACUCUCUGUGGACAAGGAUAUGGAGCUAAGUUAUACAGGAUGCUGGGCAUCUACUUGCAAGCGUCUAUAAUAACGUCAUUCAUCAUAUCCAUUUUCAUAUCAAUUGUGUGGUUUUUCUCGGCUCACAUACUGAUAUUACUUCAACAAGAACCUGAAGUAGCAGAAAUGUCCGCCACCUACAUAAAGUAUUUGAUUCCAGGGUUAUUUGCUUAUGCAUUCUUGCAAAAUACUCUGAGAUUCCUCCAAACCCAGUCUGUAAUAUUGCCUCUAGUUAUUUGCUCGGUGGGUCCAUUGAUUCUCCAUAUUGGUAUCGCUUACACUUUAGUUUAUUGGAUGGGUCUUGGUAUUAAGGGAGCAGCUUUAUCAGCUGCGAUCUCAUUGUGGAUAUCGUUCAUUAUGUUGGCACUAUAUGUGAACUACUCAGAGAAAUUCAAAUAUACAUGGGAAGGACCUUCAACAGAAUGCUUCAGAUACAUUCUCCCAUAUAUGAAAUUGGCAAUCCCAUCUGCAGUGAUGGUCUGUUUGGAGUACUGGGCUUUUGAAAUUCUGGUUUUACUUGCUGGAUUGAUGCCACACUCGGAAAAUAGUACUUCGUUGAUUGCAAUGUGCGUGAACACCGAAGCAGUUACUUUUAUGAUUACUUACGGUUUUAGUGCUGCAGUGAGUACAAGGGUUUCAAAUGAGUUGGGAGCUGGAAAUGCUGAUGGGGCUAAGAAUGCUGUGGCAGUGACUUUAAAGCUUUCUGUCCUUCUUGCUCUUACAGUUAUUGUAUCUCUGCUCUUCGGCCAUGAUCUAUGGGCUAGUGCCUUCAGUGACAGCCCUGAUAUAAAGAGGGAAUUUGCUAAUAUGACCCCUUUACUGGCCAUCUCCAUAUUAUUUGAUUCGGCACAAGGUGUUUUGUCAGGGGUAUCAAGGGGAUGUGGAUGGCAACACUUGGCUGCUUGGACUAACUUGGGAGCUUUCUAUAUGGUUGGCAUGCCUAUAGCUGUUCUCCUCGCGUUUAAGUUUGCAUUUUAUGCAAAGGGAUUAUGGAUUGGCUUAAUUUGCGGGCUCUCUACCCAAGCUUGCAUUCUUCUAGUGAUAACAUUGCGUACCAAAUGGUCGGCACUGCAAUUAUCUGUGACCAAUGAGAAACACACCACAGUUCUGGUGUAGUAAGUCUACAGUUGUAAAGGCAACAUUUUAUAUGAAUAACACAAGUCCUACGGAAGGAAUCAUAUUGGCUUGAAAUCUGCAGAUGUUAGAAGAUAUCAUAACAGAAAUCAUUGGCUGAAAAGCUUGUGGGUAAAAUAACCGUAUUUGGCAGAGUUUGUGCAGAGGAGAGAUUUUGGUAGUUGGUUACUGGUGAAUGUGAUGAAGCCUGUUUGUUGUUCCUCUAACUUCCAGUGUAGAAAAAAUGUUGUUGCAGCAAAACAGGCAGGUUUUAUAUCAAAACUUAUCUUUGUAAUGUCUAUUGUGAACAUAUUUUGUUACAUUUGUUAAUUCUUAAUUUAUUUCGUGUUCUUAAUAUACAUUUUUGAUCUCUCAAA